This is a messenger RNA of Phaeodactylum tricornutum CCAP 1055/1, 1886 nucleotides long. RefSeq lists its product with no specific name. The transcript has 5 exons. The coding region runs from base 15 to 1886 and encodes 623 amino acids. Gene Ontology annotation, molecular function: sulfotransferase activity. The record is from RefSeq and is a predicted model, not a curated record. Lineage: Eukaryota; Bacillariophyta; Bacillariophyceae; Surirellales; Neidiaceae.
CAAUUAGCCCAACGAUGCCCAACUGUGCAUGGUGGACAGCAGUUCUGGCCUCUAUAAUAGUUGCCACUAUAUAUGCCACUCUCUAUGCGACGGAAUCUCGACAAAGCCUGCGUUUCGGUUUGCACUUCGACAAUGGCGAUGAAGAGAAUUGGGACCCCAGGAACAGUCCCGUUGUGUCCAUUGUUCCACAAUUUUUGCUGAAUCAUAGUGUGUAUACUACGUCCGAUUUCCGCAACAAGCAGGGCAUUGCUCCCCCCUUCUGGGGAUGCAAAAAUGAGAGCUGUAACGCUUCGGGGGUAUGGGGACCUUGUUUCUGGCCACACAAAAAGAUUCGAUGGGUAGGCGAAGUUGAACGAAUUGGUCGCACAAAUAGACCACAGUACCAAAACGGCCCGAUUGACCCAACACUUACGGACGAUCUUUCUGGUCUUUGUCGACCAGGUUUUUUGAUUAUCGGAGCCGGGAAAUGUGGGACCAGCUCGCUUUAUCACUAUUUGACCGACCACCCUCGCGUUUUACCGGCAAAAGAAAAGCAGAUCCACUAUUUUAAGUAUUACAUGCAGUAUCCCAUGCAAUGGUAUCUUCGCCACUUUCCGACAGCCAGCAGCUUUCUAGCUGCUGGUGCUUUGAUGUCUGGCGAAGCAAGCCCAGGUUACUUACCAUAUCCCGAUGUUGCGUAUCGCAUCAAGAAGCACAUGCCUGGACCACGUAUCGUUGCUGUUGGGCGAAACCCAUUGGAGCGUGCGUACUCGUCGUAUAUGUACAACUAUGUCGCACCUGUUAUGAAGAUGAUGCGCAAAGGCAGGGUGCCAAACAUUUCAAGAGGACUGACGGAUAAAGAGUACGAAGACCAUUUGUUUUCUUUUGAAGAAAUGGCGCGAGCAGAGCUUUUCGUCUUGCGGGACUGCUUAAGUUCAGACGGAACCGGCGUCAGAAAGGCAAAGGAUCGGUACAGCUCUCUUAACUGGGCUGCUGCAGAAUACAGACGUCGAGAGAAAGGAGGACUUCCUCCUUUGAUUGAUCUGGAAAGCUUCUGUUACGGUGAUUGGGUGGACAAGGUAGUCCCUCGCAAGCAAUGGAAGGACUUGAUAGAAAACAACCCGGACAAAGUGAUUUACCGUAAAAAUGUGCACCUCACCCAGUCAUUUAUUGGUCGAAGUCUGUAUGUUCUCCCAUUAGAGUGGUGGUAUGCUCUGUACUCCGAGAAGGAAAUAAUAUUUAUUUGUACCGAAGCGAUGAGUGACUUUUCGGGUACGCCGAUGAAUAAGCUCGCGGAAUUUUUGGGGUUACCUCCGCACAACUUUUCAACCAUUGUAAGCAAAGGAGCAUACAAUGUUGGAGGACACCGAGGAUAUGAUAAGGAAAUUUCCUGGGAUGAGAUCAAAGAUGAGUUGAAUGUCACUGAGAGGCCAAAGUACGAGGCCACUCUCUCGGAAGACUUUCUUCGCGAGGUCAAGGCUUUUAUCGAGCCAUACAAUGAGCGUCUUUUUAAAUUGAUUGGCCAUCGCUGCGAAUGCUCCUCUUCGUCGGCAAUCUUAGGACGGGGUUUCGUGGGCGGGGGCGAUGAGCCAAUAGCGAACGAAUCGUCAAUCUGUACGGCCACUCCAACAGCUCCACCCGACCAUCCCAACAUCCUAGAAUCACAAAACAUUCCUUCAGACGUUACUCCUCCGACGGCGGUCUUUUUUACUACCAUCUCUUCGCCCUCAUCGGGUAAACGUGAAUGCAGCUCGAUAGACCAACGCAAGUCUGAGAACAAGAAUUGCUCCAACAAUCUCGGUACAAAAAUGAUUUUUCGUGUCGAGACCUAUUUUCCGUCUGGCUGGCGGUCGACACGUCGAAAACACACAGGUUUGGAGAAUUUGAUUGACUGUUGUGAUGCAUGA